Messenger RNA from Scheffersomyces stipitis CBS 6054, 2083 nucleotides. RefSeq names its product Cntp (gene CNT). The transcript has a single exon. Gene Ontology annotation, cellular component: membrane. Lineage: Eukaryota; Fungi; Ascomycota; Pichiomycetes; Serinales; Debaryomycetaceae. Gene Ontology annotation, biological process: nucleoside transmembrane transport. The record is from RefSeq and is a predicted model, not a curated record. The coding region runs from base 135 to 1919 and encodes 594 amino acids. Gene Ontology annotation, molecular function: nucleoside transmembrane transporter activity; symporter activity.
CCUUUUGUUAAUACUUGGUAUUCCCAUGUCCUACUACUUGUUGACUCACGGAUACAAAUCAUACCUCCAGGCCGUUCAUUAACCGGAACGCUAAUUUAUCCGUUCCAAAAAAUACUGUAUUAAACUUUUUCGCAAUGUCUAACAAUAUUGCACCCGUCAAAUCGACGACCAACUCAAUUGCUCAGUAUGAUCAAAAUGAUCUCAGCAAAGACCUUGAAAGCAACAAGGAAAAGGAAGUGUCUUCUGAUGAAAUGCAGGAGUCCAAAGAAAUCUCGGACUCGGACUCUCAAAAGGAUGCUCCUUCUUCUAGCCUUAUUCACAAGUUGAAAAAUAAGUUCCCCUACUACAGGUUGGCCAUCCACAUCUUCCUUGGCUGUUUUUUUACCUCAUGGUGGUUGUCCAUAAUCAUUCAGGACAAGCACAGAAGUAAGUGGUUGAUUCCUACCGUUUUUUGGGGUAUGGCCAUGGUUAGAUUGAUCUCAUGGCAUUGCAACAUCUUGCCUUAUUUGUUGAGUAAGGUGAAGUUGGUUUGGGACUAUUUCACUGACAUCAUCUACACAAAGAUCUUUACUCAAAGAUGGCAACGAUUGAUUGCAGGUACUGUUGUCACCGUUGGUUCCAUUUUGCUUGGUACUUUUGUUCCUUCGGAAACCGAAUACUCCAAGAGAGAAGACCGUGCAAUUUCUUUCUUUGGCUGUAUUGUCGCCGUUUUCCUCUUGUACGUUACCUCCAGAAACCGUUCUGCUAUCCAAUGGAACACUGUUAUUGGUGGUAUGUUGAUGCAAUUCAUCGUCGCCAUCUUUGUGUUGAGAACCAAAUGUGGUUACGAUGUGUUCAACUUCAUCUCAACUUUAGCCCGUGAAUUGUUAGGUUUCGCCAAGGAUGGUGUUGCUUUCUUAACUAAUGCCAAUAUCUCUAACUUGGGUAUGUUUUUCUUCACAGUUUUACCAUCAGUUGCUUUCUUCGUUUCCUUUGUGCACAUAUGGUACUACUUUGGAGUCAUUCAAUGGGCUAUCGGUAAGUUUGCUUACUUCUUCUUCUGGACCUUGAGAGUGUCUGGUGCUGAAGCCAUUACUGCCGCUGCUUCUCCUUUCAUUGGAAUUGGUGAGUCCGCUAUCUUGGUUAAGGACUUGAUGCCAUAUUUGACCAAAGCUGAAUUGCACCAGAUCAUGACCUCUGGUUUCUCGACUAUCUCCGGUGCUGUAUUGGUUGGAUAUAUUGGUUUGGGUUUGAACCCUCAAGCCUUGGUGUCUUCAUGUGUCAUGUCUAUUCCAGCCUCUUUAGCUGUGUCGAAGUUGAGAUACCCAGAAACCGAAGAACCAAUUUCGAGAGGAAGAGUUAUUUUCCCAAAGAAUGAAAGCGUUGAAAAGCCUCAAAACGUCUUGCAAGCUUUCUCCGAAGGAGCCACUUUGGGUUUGAGAAUCGCUGGUACAAUGUUGAUCCAGUGUUUGUGUAUCAUUGGGCUUGUUUCAUUAAUCAACGGUGUCUUGACUUGGUUCGGAAACUUCUGGAACAUCGACCACUUGUCGUUGCAAUUGAUUCUUUCCUACAUCAUGUACCCAGUGUCGUUCUUGUUGGGUGUUCCACGUAAUGAAAUCAUGCACGUUGCCAAAUUACUUUCCCACAAGUUCAUCGAAAAUGAAUUUGUUGCUUAUAACAUGUUGAUGACCGAGGCUCCAUACAACGAAAUGUCCAGAAGAGGUACUUUAAUUGCUACUUACGCUUGUUGUGGCUUUGCCAACUUUGGUUCCGUAGGUAUUACUUUGGGUGUCUUAAACACUUUGUCCAACAAUUCCAGAGCCAAGGACAUUUCAGCCUCUAUCAUGUCAGCCUUGGUCUGUGGUGCCAUCGCUACCACAUUGUCUGCUGCUCUUGCAGGUAUGGUCAUGCACGAUUUGAAUCAGUUCCACUUGAAUUGAAGCUCGGGCUAACAUUCUGGCCUUGUUUGGUUGAUUCAUGUGUGCACAUCUAGAUUCAAUUGUGUCCUGUCAUAAUUGUUUCAUGUCGGCCAAGUUUGGUUUAAAAUUUGUGAAUCUUCUUCGUUAGAGUUUGCUUAUCCUAAUAGAUACUAAUUACUUCGUAC